Messenger RNA from Paramormyrops kingsleyae, 1019 nucleotides. RefSeq names its product centromere protein H (gene cenph). Gene Ontology annotation, biological process: mitotic spindle organization; kinetochore assembly; chromosome segregation. Gene Ontology annotation, molecular function: kinetochore binding. Lineage: Eukaryota; Metazoa; Chordata; Actinopteri; Osteoglossiformes; Mormyridae. The record is from RefSeq and is a predicted model, not a curated record. Gene Ontology annotation, cellular component: nucleus; kinetochore.
GGUUUAACAUGCGCCACCUUUGAAGGAUAGGCGGGCUUGCGAAGUCACGAAGAGGCACAUAGUUGACAAAACAUAUGGUUACAGCUAAUUUUUUUUGAAGACGAAGACGGACGAUAAUAGUACGGCAAGAAUGGAUCUCUUUGAUGAGCUGGAGAACGUGGCUUCCAGGCUGGAAACGGUGGCAUUAAGCGGUUGUCAGGCGCCGGAAGAUCCAAAUGGGAAGGACAAUUCACCUGCACAGAUACUAAGGAUAAAAGAGAAAAUGGCGAACCAAUGUUUUGAAAUGCAAGUCAAAAUCAGUGCAGAAAAACUCAAAAAAUCAUGUGGAGAGCAGGAAUCUAGCAGAGAUAUGUCUGAAUGUGAAAGUGAGAUAGAGGAAGCAAGAAUUAACCACUGCAACAAAACCUUGGCUCUGCAGAGAAUGCAGAUCUGGUGGGGCAUCUCAGAGAGACUCAAAAAGAAUGACACCGAGUCAGAGGUGUUAAAAGCAUCAGCCAAACACAGUCUGGAGCUGUCCUCCAAAAUACUGGAAGUUCAGCAGGAAUCAUCUGAGAUCCAGGAUCAAGUUUUUCAAUUGCAGAAAAAGAGACUCGAUCUAAAACGACUCAUUCACGAAAAAAUGAAGGAGAUGGAGGAGCUGAAAAGAAUGAGAGAGCAUCCCGAGGAAGGGAAGUACAAGAAAGCUUUAGAGAAAGGCCAGGAGUACCUGCAGAAGUACCAGAAGAUGGCGACAAUGACACAGAAUGUCCUCCAGGGAACUAUACUGGCCAGUAAAGUGAACUGGAGAGACGAUCCAAAACUCAAGGACAUUGCACUUGAACUGGAGGACAUCCAAUUGUAUUAAUACAGCUACAGUACAAGUUGUUUAUAUGUACAAAUCAUAUAACUGUAAUAAAACUGUUCAUUUGUAAAUAUACACAAACUUAUUUACUUUCAGUAUGGUAUGUGAUAUUGCAUUUAUCCAUUUUUGUAAAUUUCUUGUAAACUUUUUAAAAAAAAUAAAAAUUCACAUUAAGGGC